GAUAUCAUUAUGCAUCAGUAAAAUGAAAAAGCAAAGGAAAAUUCUAUGGAGGAAAGGAAUCCACUUAGCCUUUUCUGAGAAAUGGAAUACUGGGUUUGGAGGCUUUAAGAAGUUCUAUUUUCACCAACACUUGUGCAUUCUAAAAUCUAAGCUAGGAAGGCCAACUACUUGGAAUAAACAGUUGAGGCAUUUCCGGUGUAGAAACAAGGCCCUUCAAGUCCAGAAAACAUGGAUCCAUGAUGAACCCCUUUGUGCUCAGACUAAGUUCGAUGUGGCUACUCAGAAUGUUAGUUCUUUGUCCUCUAAAGUGAAAAGAAAGGACACUAAACAUUUCAUUUCUUCCUCAAGGAAUCUCCUGAAGCUCCAAGCAGAGAAGUUGCUGUCAUCAGCAAGGAAUUCUGACCAUGAAUACUGCAGAGAGAAAAGUCUCUUGAAGGCAGUUGCUGACUUUCCAGCAAAUAGUGUUUUAGGUCAGGCCAAUGGUCACAGACCUAGGACAGAGCCACAAGUUUCUGACUUUCCCAUGAAGUUCAAUGGGGAGAGCCAAAGUCCAGGUGAUAGUGGCACAAUUGUGGUCACUUUGAGCAACCAUAAGAGAAAGCGCUUUUGUUAUGGCUGCUACCAAGGGCCGGAGUGCCACAGGAGUGGGGGACCCCUAAUUUCAAGAAAGUUCCAACUUAACCAACAUAGAAGAAUAAAAGUAUCUCCUCUUAUGAUGUAUGAGAAAUUAUCCAUGAUUAGAUUUCGGUACAGGAUUCUCAGAUCCCAGCACUUCAGAACAAAAAGCAAAGUUUGUAAGCUAAGAAAAGCCCAGCGAAGCUGGGUACAGAAGGUCACUGGGGACCAUCAAGAGACUCUUAAGGAGAACGUCAGCGAGGGUGACAGUGGCAGCGCAUUUCCUCCCCCAGAACCUAAAGACUCUUCUUGUCGGCAUCAGCCGUGCUUUCCAGAUAUGGACAGCAGUGCUGUGGUGAAGGGAAAGAACUCUCAUAUGCCUGAUGGCCGUACUAAAGGAAGCCCUUUCUUGGGCAAGGAGCUUAGUUUAGAUGAAGCAUUCCCUGACCAACAGAAUGGCAGAGCCACAUAUGCCUGGGACCAGUCGCCCUGUUCCUCUCCUAAGUGGGAGUGUACAGAGCUGAUUCGUGACAUCCCCUUAUCAGAACAUAAUUCUGGUAACAUGUUCAGCUCAGAAACUGAAAGAGAAACUAUGACUCUGGGUCAGGAAAAUCGGACAAGUACUGUCAGUGAUGACAGAAUAAAACUGUCAGUGUCUGGAGCAGGUAAACUUGUAAGUAGUGUGGAUGGGCCUGUGUCCGAAGAGACUGUUCAAAGUGAGAACUCAUACCAGAUGGAGGCGGAUGGAUCUCUCAAGCAGAACAUUCUUAGUUCUAAGUUGCUGGACCACCCUUACUGUAAAAGUCCACUGGAGGCUCCUCUGGUGUGCAGUGAAGUCAAACUAGAAAAUGAAGCAGGAGGUGGAAAGAACAGUGAAAAAGCAUCUCCAGUGGAUGAUGAGCAACUGUCAGUCUGUCUUUCUGGAUUCCUGGAUGAGGUUAUGAAGAAGUAUGGCAGUUUGGUUCCACUCAGUGAAAAAGAUGUCCUUGGACGAUUAAAAGAUGUCUUUAAUGAAGACUUUUCUAACAGAAAACCAUUUAUCAAUAGAGAAAUAACAAACUAUCGGGCCAAACAUCAAAAAUGCAACUUCCGCAUUUUCUACAAUAAGCAUAUGCUGGAUAUGGAUGACCUGGCCACCCUAGAUGGCCAGAACUGGCUGAAUGACCAGGUCAUUAAUAUGUAUGGCGAGUUGAUAAUGGACGCAGUCCCAGACAAAGUUCAUUUCUUCAACAGCUUUUUUCAUAGACAGCUGGUAACCAAAGGAUAUAAUGGAGUAAAAAGAUGGACUAAAAAGGUGGAUUUGUUUAAAAAGAGUCUUCUGUUGAUUCCUAUUCACCUGGAAGUCCACUGGUCUCUCAUUACUGUGACACUCUCUAAUCGAAUUAUCUCAUUUUAUGAUUCCCAAGGCAUUCAUUUUAAGUUUUGUGUAGAGAAUAUAAGAAAGUAUUUGCUGACUGAAGCCAGAGAAAAAAAUAGACCUGAAUUUCUUCAGGGUUGGCAGACUGCUGUUACGAAGUGUAUUCCACAACAGAAAAAUGACAGUGACUGUGGAGUCUUUGUGCUCCAGUACUGCAAGUGCCUCGCCUUAGAGCAGCCUUUCCAAUUUUCACAAGAAGACAUGCCCCGAGUGCGGAAGAGGAUUUACAAGGAGCUUUGUGAGUGCCGGCUCAUGGACUGAAAUUCAGCAGGGACUCUGGGAAGUCUGACCAAGUUGGAGCAGAUGGUUUGUUACUUGAAUCUCCAAACACUUAUUUGAAUUUUUACAGAUAUUUCAGAUCAGUGGUGUUGGGCCACUAUUGUUACCUCAAAUUUAUUUUUUACCCUUAUUCAUUUCUCCAGCUACCAUGUUCUGUUGUUUAAUGUUCAGUUUGGUUUCAUUUUUAAUUUUAUGGAUUCUGUGCAUUCCCCCCAUAUUUAAUAUUUAUUAUCCAAACGCAUGCAUAUAGACAGAGCAUGCAGUGAAGAGUAUUAAAAAAAAGCUUAGUAGAUUUGGUGCAGCUUUUGAAACUUAGUUAGACAUGAACUGAAUACAGGUUUCAAAUUUAAUCUCAGAACCUAAAAACGCGAGAUGUUUUUAAUACAGCAUAAUUCUGAGAAUAGUAGAUGUUCCCUGAGGCAUAAAGGAUAGCUAGGAGUGGUUUUGACAAGCCAGUCCUGUUUUAUUUUAACCAGUGGCACCUUUCACUCUCUUCCCUCUCCAAGUGAGUUUUGCAGAGAUGCGUUCCUUUGGAAGGGCGAGAUGGAAGUGGCCGUAAACUGACUGGUGUGUCUGUUUAUGGAGGCACACUUGCUGUAAGCACAGUGCCUGCUUUGGGAAGAGUCGACCAAGGUAUGAGAAAAAGACAGCGACCUUAAGGGCCAAUUACCUUAAUGAGAGGUUUCAGUCUUGGUUUUAAGAAUUAUAAUAUAUGGCCUUUAUCUCAUAAAGGCUUUUGCUGGGACACUAAAUUCCCUGGAUUUUUCUGUUUUUGACCUGUUAAAAAAACUUAACAUCCAUCAAACUACUGGUCAAACAAAUGAGAAUUUAGCCUUUCUAGGAGUAAUUUGCAAGUUGUCCCUUUUGUUACCUCCCAUAUGGAAGAAGUUAGGAUUUACCAAAUAGAGUUCUAUUUCAAAGGUAUCUGAAAUAUAAAUAUUCAAAAUCAGACUGAUUUUGUCUUUUGCAGAUAUGUGGGGAGAAGAGGAAAGGUAAUAAAGAUACCUUGAUUCCAUGGGAAUGCAGCAAAUGUGUUAGAGGCUUUUGUUCUCCUAUCCCUUUAAUGUUAUCAGCAACAUGCAGGGCUCUUUGGCGUCUGUGUGACCAAUCCAGACUAGCAGAGUUCUUUUUUCCUCUUCUUUUGAACUCUGUCUUCUGAGGAAAGGCCAAAGUGACCUUGUCCAUACACUUAGCUGCAUUAGGGUUGAAAUAACAGACCUUACAUCUUUAAUUUGGCCUUUUAGGACAUGUUUGAAAGAAAAGGCGUAUGUUAAACAUACCCAACCAUCUUUUCUGAACCAGAGGAGGAAAAACAGCAAAUGUAUGUGUGAAACUCAGAAGCUUGCAUAGAAUACAAAAAACAAGUAAAUGGCAGAAGAUACUUGAAUGUAUACCUGGUUAGGUCUAGGAUGUUGACAAGAAAAUGUUUAAGUUGGCCCUAAGGUAUGGCUGAGAGAAGGCUGACUGCCAGCAGUUGAGGGCCGAGUCAAGCCAUGUUUACAUGCAGGGUUUCCCACAUCAGUGGUGACACUGGGAAGCAGCCCCGGCACUUUCCUCUCCUGAGUCCGGCAGACUCAAAGAAAACCUCCUUAGUGUAAAACCAGGUCAGUAUUUCUUACUGUGCUUCAGGUCAUUAAAAAGACAGAGUGGAGGCACUUUAUUGCUGCUACAGGUAGGGUGUGUCAGCAUUAAGAUAAUUUAAAGCAGGGAGGGUCUCUAUCUCUUCUUGAGGUUUUCAGGUAUCAUUAUGCAAAUAUGAGAUUUUUCAAAAUUUGUGACAUUUGCCUCUGGUUUUUUUUUUUUUUUUUUGGGGGGGUACUAUACCAAAGUAGUCUGUAACUAGGUUAUCAAUUCAAAAUGUCUUGUACUUCAGAGUGAAGAAAUAGCUACUUCCUCACUGACAGAACCAGGCAUGCAGGAGGAACAGAAGUAAACUGUGUUCCUUUAAAAAUAUUAGUUAAUGCCCAGAGCUGGCAUUGCCAUUUCCUCCACUCUGAGAAGUGGCCAUCUGUCAGCACUGAGGCCUGCAGGGAUGAGCAUAGAGACACUUAGGUGAGCUGUCCAAGUCCAGUUACUCUUCCACUUCCAGUUUAAUAGGGCACCUUGAGGUGCACUGCCCAGCAUGGUUUAGCUUAACUGUUGAGUAAUUUUAGUCUGUUUUUAAAUGUUUCUGUCGCUUAUGAAAUUUGGUUUCAGCACACAUAGUUGCUUUUCCCUCUCUUCUUGUGACUUGGUAUAAACCUCUAUUUAACUCAAGUUCUAGGUCAGAAUGUCCUUUGUUCCAUGUUUGCAAUAAUUGCUUCCUUGGUAACAAAGGUAUUUUUGAAAUAUACUCUGGGCUGUUGAUGUGAGAGACAAGCAUUGCUUUACUAUCACUAGCUUAGCAUUGAAUUGUUUGGGUGCCGACAGAGCAGACCGACCUUAAGCUACUUUUGAUGCCUUCAACAAGUGGCCUAGUCUUCUCCAUCAGCAAAUUUACCAGACUGUAGUUGCUUCUUUCCAGUGGUCUUUCCUUUUGUUAAAUCUAUAGCAAUGAAUAUAGAUUUAACUCAACUUUCAAGAAUCUUUCAAGUUCUUUCAAGAAUCAUAGGCAGAUAAUCAACUUUCAGUUAGCCUCUUAAGGAAGGGAAAAGCAGCAGUUGCUGCCAAGAAUUCCCAAAUUAUGUGUUUGGCAUUGCAUUCUAUUUUAUACUUAGCAUUGAAUAUGAGUAACAUGGUCAUCCUGAAUUUAUAGUUGGGACAAAACAGUAAGAGAGACCUAACUGGGACACAGCCAGCACUAGCCUAAUCUGAGCUACUCUUUUUUCUCUGCAAUUGUGGUUCAUUGCUUCCCUGGUUUAGAAUUGAGGGGUCUGAGUGGGUCAGACCUAUCAGGCAAGAAAGCAUACUAAUAGUGUGAAUUAGAUAUACAGAUUCCUUGCUCUGCUUAAUCAUGUUAAGAAACUGAAUCAGCACUUAUAAAGCACAUACUUGUUAUGUGCUAGGCUCUGCCUCCUGGCCUGUAGAUAAUGAAGGCAACCUAGGGAAUACCAUCAGAGAAGUGCUCACUGUAUUUGGGUGUUACAAAAGCAGACCUAGAUAAGAUGUUCACUUAAAUGGUACCUGUUGGUCAGAAAAAGAAUUUAUUUAAAGAUUAUGAUCAUGUAAAAUGACAGUACUCAACCCUUCUAGCAAAAUAUUUUUUUGAAAAAUAAACUAAAUGCCUUUAUAA
Carlito syrichta (Philippine tarsier) is the source of this 5522-nucleotide messenger RNA. It is a transcript of the gene SENP5, whose product is annotated as SUMO1/sentrin specific peptidase 5. Gene Ontology annotation, biological process: protein desumoylation. Lineage: Eukaryota; Metazoa; Chordata; Mammalia; Primates; Tarsiidae. Gene Ontology annotation, molecular function: deSUMOylase activity. Gene Ontology annotation, cellular component: nucleus. The record is from RefSeq and is a predicted model, not a curated record. The transcript is spliced from 9 exons. Bases 23 to 2293 code for a protein of 756 amino acids.